This is a messenger RNA of Coccidioides immitis RS, 1722 nucleotides long. Its product is annotated as CMGC/SRPK protein kinase. Lineage: Eukaryota; Fungi; Ascomycota; Eurotiomycetes; Onygenales; Onygenaceae. The coding region runs from base 42 to 1373 and encodes 443 amino acids. The transcript is spliced from 5 exons. Gene Ontology annotation, biological process: spliceosomal complex assembly; protein phosphorylation; regulation of mRNA processing. Gene Ontology annotation, molecular function: ATP binding; protein kinase activity. The record is from RefSeq and is a predicted model, not a curated record.
CUUACGGCGUACUUUGGCCCAACCCUUAUUUGGCUACAAUUAUGUGUGGAGGCUCUUUUCGUCUACCUGCUAGUAUUAUUACUUCCCGGCUCCUCGCAUUCCCAAACACCUGUCGUGUCUCGCUGCCCAUUUCCCUGCUCCACUUUUGGCCAGCGGCAGUCAGGACCAUGGCUUCGACCUCUCACUCACCUCCACGCAGAUUCCCUUCGUCGGGGUUUGUGGCUCUCGACCCAAAGCUGAAGGUAGAAGAGGAGGAACUACCCUCCUAUGUGCCAGGAGAUUUUUACCCAGUUAUGAUUGGUGAGGUCUUCGUGGAGAGAUACCAAGUAGUAGCUAAACUUGGCUUUGGUAUGUCAUCCACAGUUUGGCUUUGUCGGGACCUUGUGGAUCAUCGAUAUCUAUCUCUCAAAGUAUGCACCUCACACAACCGGCAAAAUAAUGAGAUUGCCAUUUGCAACCAUCUCAAGGCAAGCAACAUUGAGCAUCCCGGAACACCAUUUGUUCGCAUGAUACUUGAUUCUUUCAACAUCAUGGGCCCAACUGGGAAUCAACACCAGUGCUUGCUUUACCAACCUCUUGGGAUGAGCUACACAGAAUUUCUUGACUUGUUUCCCGACAAGCAGAUGCCUGAGGCCCUGAUUCAGAGGAGCAUGCAGUUGAUACUCUUGGGGCUAGACUACUUACAUAAAGCCAAGGUUGUCCACACGGAUAUAUCUGCAAAUAACAUUCUCCAAGGGAUCACCGACCUUACAGCCCUUUCUGAAAUUGAAGAUGGUGAGGCCAACCAGCCAACUGCUAGAAAGGUUCUUGAUGACCGCACGAUCUAUGUCUCGCGACCCAUGCUGAUAAACACGGGAUUACCUGUUCUCUGCGACUUCGGUGAAGCACGCAUCGGUGACAAGCACAAGGGUGAUGUCAUGCCAGGGAUUUACAGGGCUCCGGAGGUUAUCCUGGAUAUGGAGUGGGAUUCUAAAGUGGAUAUUUGGGCAGUCGGCCUCACAACCUGGGAUCUUCUUGAAACAGGAAACCUUUUUUUCGCAAGAAAAGAUGGCCUGCUGAAUGAUGAACAGCACCUAGCUGAAAUGGUGUCACUUCUUGGGCCCCCGCCUCUCGAGUUCAUAAGACGAAGCGACAAGUGUCUUCAGUACUGGGAUGAAAAUGCAAACUGGAAAGGAUCUAUUCCUAUCCCAGAGCAAUCUUUAGAGAUACGCGAGCGGAGCCUGGAAGGGGAUGUCCGUACUAUGUUCUUGCAUUUCCUGCGAUCGGCGCUCGCAUGGUUACCUGAAGAGAGGCUUCUAGCUGAAGAUCUAGCACGGCACGCAUUUCUUAUGCAGCCCCUACUGGCUGCAGGUGGUCCGAAACAGCACUCUUAAUGAUCUGCUUCGAUAAUUAGGUUGUUAGGUGUGUGGUUCAUACACACUCCUUGUCAUCCGUACAGCAUUUUCUCGAGAACCAAUGGCAAGCAGCAGCAGGACGGAAACAGACAUUUUGCCGCCGGUUGGCCAUCGAAGAACGCCUUCACGACUUAGACUCGCCCUUGAGAAGAAUCUACCAGGGAGGUCUAAGCUGCCUGGUUGUUUGGACAUUGCUGCUACUCCACUCUAUCAGAUUCCCCGCUCCUAUCUGCAGACUAAGUACGUGAGAUUUCAGUGUAGAUCCCGAAAGAAAUAAAGUAGUGACAGUGGCAUUUUGAGCAAAAUGUAAACUUUCAGUGAUGUGAAA